AGUUGCGUAAUUAAGUAAACAAGGCUUGUGACUUGAGAGACUCGAAACGAAUUUCUAAUUAAAUAAUGUUUCUCGUUAUUGCUGUAACCUUGUGAAAUGGUUUUUACUUUGUGUGAUUAACAUUGUUUUACAUGUAGUGCUAUAUUUCCUAAUUUUAUUCGGAAACGACUGAUAAAUUGUUUACUUUCUUAGCAGAAGAAAAAUGCCUAUUUUAUAUUCUGUUGUGGCCCAUGGGACCUCGGUUUUGGCCAAAUUUGCUCAAUGUGUUGGAAAUUUUUCUGACGUAACAGAGCAAAUAAUGUCUAAAAUAUCUCCAGAACAGGUAUCAAGACUCACUUAUUCUCAUGGAAGCUAUCUUUUCCAUUACGUAUAUGAAGAUGAAAUUGUUUAUUUAUGCAUUACUGAUGAUGAAUUUGACAGAUCCAUUGCAUUUUGCUUCUUGAAUGACAUCAAAAGAAGAUUUCAGAAUUGCUAUGGGUCUCGAGCUUUAACAGCAUUACCAUAUGCAAUGAACAGUGAAUUUUCAAGGGUACUGGCAUCCCAAAUGAAACAUUAUUCGGACAACCCUGAUGUUAAUAAAAUAGCAAGAGCUCAAGGAGCAUUAGAUGAGUUAAAAGAAGUCAUGGUACAAAACAUAGAUUCUGUAACUAACAGAGGUGAAAAGCUAGAACUUUUGGUGGACAAAACAAACAAUCUUAAUUCAGCUUCAGUAUCAUUUCGAAAAACAAGUAAAAACUUAGCUCGCUCAAUGUGCCUGAAGAAUGUCAAGAUAACUGUGAUUACUAUAUUUGUUUUGCUGAUUGUCUUGUAUAUAAUUAUAUCAGCUUCAUGUGGCGGAUUAGGCUGGUCAAACUGUGUAUGAAGAUGCUGUUGGCAAAAGUUUAAAAUACCAUUUCUACAAUAAUUAACUUCACAGAAAUAUUGAUGAUGCAGUUUUAAACUUAUCCAUAUAUGUGCUGUAUAUGCUUAUAAAGUGAUAUCUGCUAUUCUUUUCUUUUUAAUCAAAAUUAUUGUUUAUGAAGUUUUUAAAUCUUUUGUUAUGGAACUAAAUAAUCACUUUUCCUGUUUGAUGAACGAUUUUUCAUAAUAAUGUCAUUUGUUGCAAUUUAUAUUCGACACAUAAUGUAGACCAAUGUCUAAUUUCUAAGAUACAGAUGUGGUCUAAAAAUAAACCUUUUAUAAAUUGUCCAUGUCAUGCUGCCUUAGCAUUUACUACCGAACAUAAUUGAUAGGAGUAGGGCACCAUAUAAAAAUUUCUUUCAUAACUUUUAUAGACAAACAGCAUAAAUUAUGAUUAUUAACAUAAUCUAAAAUACUUUUAUUGUUGUGACACAUCUGUAACAGUUUAAAAAAUUACUGUACCACAAUGAGUGAGAACACCUUUAUAUAUAGUACCUAUAGCAAUUGUCACAAUCUGAAUUUUUUUUCUUAUAAAUAUUUGUUCUGUGCCAUGAAUGAAAAAUUUCAUUAUUGUAACUUACAAAAUAUGUUAGUUGAUUUAGAAAAUUUUAUUAAAUUGCUGUACCAUUAUAACUAAGCAUUGACUGUGUAAUACAUAUAAUCUAUGUGCAACUAGUUUAAAAUAACUAAAUUGCUUUACAAAGUUGUUGCUACUUACACAUUUAGUUUGUUGCAUUAAGAAGUUCAUAUUUAAGAAUUAUAUUUUGUAUUUCAAUAAAGUUUUAUAGAAUAAUGUUUCUUCAGUAAUAUUUUGAAGUGUAUGUAAUGUGUGUAUAGUUUAUGUAAUGUAAAUAAUGUUUUAUAUUCAUAUAAAUAAA
Uloborus diversus is the source of this 1778-nucleotide messenger RNA. RefSeq names its product vesicle-associated membrane protein 7-like (gene Vamp7). The transcript is spliced from 9 exons. Gene Ontology annotation, molecular function: SNARE binding; SNAP receptor activity. Gene Ontology annotation, biological process: vesicle fusion; exocytosis. NCBI's taxonomy places the organism in Eukaryota, Metazoa, Arthropoda, Arachnida, Araneae, Uloboridae. The record is from RefSeq and is a predicted model, not a curated record. Bases 203 to 862 code for a protein of 219 amino acids. Gene Ontology annotation, cellular component: membrane; SNARE complex.